AUGUCAGCGGUGGAAACAGAAUCGAAAUACUUUCGCGAUGUUAACAAUAUGUUACCGAAAUGGUUCAAACAUACCAGAAGUAUCAAAUGUGGUCGUAAAAUAAUUUGCGUUGACCAGCUAUACGGUUGGAGAGGGAAAGAUACAGGAUAUUAUGGUUCAGAAGAACUGGAGGAUACACCAGACUUUCUGGAUGAAGUAAAAAUUCCCCCCGUACAAAGCGAAGUUAAGAAUGAACAAUUGGAAAUUCUUCGGAAGGAAGCAAAGGAACGAUUGAAGAAAGCGAGAGAAACGCAUCCUAAUUUUAAUGUCUUAACGGAUCGUGCGCCAACUCCGGAUUUCAGUGUUACUUAUAUUGAAACAUCAUACAGUGCAGACGAUGACUCAGUAAGCAGAAGUCAGCAGACAGACGUCCUUACUGCCAUUGAUGAAACAGAAAAAACUGCUAUUGACGAUACUGCAAGUGAUGAAAAUGACAUCAACGAUUUUGGUGAACCAAUGGAAGUUGAUGGCUGUAAAACUUCAUAUUUUCAUCAUAAUACAUAUUGUCAAAGCCAAAAUGUGCAGGAAACUCUCAACCAAACUUUGCUAAAGAACAAUGAUACAAACCUGACAUAUACUGUUGAAAAGAACGAAGAUAAUAAACUUUUGCUUACUAGCAAUGAUCGCGUGGGCAAUAGUGAAGAAUGUGAACCCAUGUUAGAACCUAAAUCGAAUGAGACUAUCACUGUUGAGAAAUCGCAGGAAGCCGAGGGCAUUAUGAUGAAUCCAAUACAAGAAGAUCAAAAGGAGCAGCACAACAUUUCUGUACUCGAUUCUAAUGAAACUGCUAAAAAAAUAUCACGGCGGGAGAUUUUAAAUAAAGCGAUGGAAGUAGCUGAACAUCAGAUAUUGCAAACGGCUGGAUUGAUCAGUAUUCACCAUGAAAAUGAAAUAUCUCCACAGCAGGCAAACCAAAAAAUUUUUGAAUAUCCUGCUCCUUUGCAAGCAACAUUUGAUUUAUCUCGUAUUGAUAAAUUUGAUUUAUCAGCUGGUGGAAAAAGUGAAAUUUCUCCAAUAAAUCCGCGAGCUUCCCGUAUUUCUCGUUCUGAUUUAAUGGAGCAGAUGGGUAAUAGUAUUACACGUGUAAAUACUUCACGUCCAAACGACCGAACUGCUAUAUCUUUCAAAACUCCUAAGCAACAUAUGAGGACUGUAGUGGAACAUACGGUAAUCAGGAAACAACCUACAAUUGCUACACCUUUGUUCAGGAAAAGAUCUGUUGCGUCUACAGCUUCACGUGGCACUAGUACUCCAAUUGAAGGAUCUGCUUGUUACGUUUGUCCACGUUAUGACGCUCAUCAUGCUGCUUUGGCUAGUCACGCUACGCAGACAGGUUCUGGUACACCGAUAUCAUUUCAUAGUCGGAUUUUGCCUCAGAAUGCGCUGACACCAAUACGUCGUCCGUUACCAUGCUCUUCACGUAUUUCCUGUGAACUAUCUGCUGGGAAAGCUUCUACACUUUCUCGGAUACCUGUACCAACUAGUGCAUUAAAAGCAAUUUCACAGUAUGGUACUCCGUCUCCUUCAUCAAAACGAAGCGCUUUAGUCGAUUAUGAAUUGACUCCUAAGUUACACGUUCUUAAUGCGAAACAGACAUCGUGGCAGGAAUGCAAUAAAACUGAACUUGGACAUCGGCACACAAGUUGUAUGAGUUCGGUCACGCAGAUACCAUUAUCACGUUUUGCUUUCGAGCAUUUAAAAAGUGGUGGAACGCCAAGACCAAUUUCCAGUACAGAAAAAAGAUGGAAGGAAAUCACAGGAGAUAAUUCAUUACUGUCAGUUCCAAAAACACCCGUUGCAAAAACUGAUAUAAGCCAGAUGCUUGUCGAUAAUGUUAUGAGAAGUGGACCUGCAUAUAGACGUCGGCCUCAUCCUUCGAAGUUAUUGUCGUCAAUCGGAAAACUUCGGUUUGAAAAGAGUGCUGAGAACUCCAACUUGUCUCCGAAAUAUGUGAGUCCAACAGCAAAAGUUUCUAAAGAGGAAAUAAAUGAUACUCAGCUUGUUGUUAUUGAAAGUUUUGACGGUGAUACAAUGGAAAAAUUAGUUGAAAAUACAGCCAAAUUAAUCGUAAAGGAUAAGGAACAAAAUAUACCUUUGGAGGAACCGGAAAUUGUUUUUGAUACUACUGUCAACGAAUAUCGAAAACGGGAAAAAACACCUCUUUUUGAUACUGGAAAUUACUUUGGUCGACGGAGGAUUUUAUCAAUGCUUAAUGAAUCAAAUGUAUCAGUGAAUACACCAGGCAAAGAGGAGGACCCAGUUAUCAAAAUAAAUCCAUCGUUUAGUGAUAAUUCACACAAUCCAUCUGAUAUUUCGGCCUCUCCCGUGCACAUCAUAGCAGCGAAGAAUGAAGACAAACAUUCUGCUGUCCUACGUGCCCGCAAAAUAGUACACUGUGAGGAAACUGAAGGAGGUUUGCGACGUUCAAAAAGGAAUCGCAUUGCUCCCAUUCGUCACUGGCUAGGUGAGAAGCCCGUUUACCGCCGCGAUCAGCAAGGGACGUAUGAAUUGGUUCGAGUGGAAGAAGCGGUUGUCAAGGAUCCUUUAUUUGUCAAAUACAACACAAUUGAUAUGGACACAGCUUUAGAGCGGCAAAAGCGAGAACAGAAGCAACAUGCCCGUGCUCGUAAACUUCGUAAAUUCGAUCGUGCGUGUCGGGAUUAUGCUGAUUAA
Acanthocheilonema viteae is the source of this 2712-nucleotide messenger RNA. NCBI's taxonomy places the organism in Eukaryota, Metazoa, Nematoda, Chromadorea, Rhabditida, Onchocercidae. The record is from the annotation of a GenBank genome assembly.